UUAAAAUUAAAACCAGUUGAAUGAUUCAAACCCUUCUAAUACCAUUAAGUAGUAGGCUUAUGAUACUAUAUAUACGAUAUCAGUUUAUAUGAUCUCCUUCAUAUUUACAACAAACCUGCAAAUAUGAGAACAUCUCUCUUACUAUUAGUUUCAAUAUUGUUAUCUUUCUUUAUCUUAUUCUCGAAAUCGUCUGCAACCUCAAGCUCCACCCAUGAAGAUUUUCUUAAAUGCAUUUCUCUUCACUCUGAUACUUCCAUUCCAAUCUACACCCCAAAAAGUGCUAACUAUUCAUCUAUCCUGCACUCCACUAUUUCAUUCAUAAGAUUCAAUACAUCCAUCACUCCCAAACCCUUUCUUAUACUAACACCUCUGAAAGAGUCGCAUGUUCAAACCGUUGUAAUUUGUUCUAGAAAGCAUGGAAUUCAGAUAAAAGUUCGAAGUGGGGGGCAUGACUUUGAAGGACUUUCAUAUACAUCAGAUAUCCCGUUUAUUAUUGUUGAUUUGUUCAAUCUUCGAGAAAUAAAUGUGGAUGUAAAGGGUAAGGAAGCAUGGGUUCAGUCGGGUGCAACCCUUGGUGAACUUUAUUACAAAAUAGCAGAGAAAAGCAAGACUCUCGCCUUUCCUGCAGGGAUUUGUCCAACUGUAGGUUUCGGUGGAUACAUUAGUGGAGGAGGAUAUGGAGCCAUGUUUAGGAAAUAUGGAACCGCAGGUGAUAAUGUUAUUGAUGCUCGAAUAGUGGACGUUCAUGGACGGAUACUCAACAGAAAAUCCAUGGGAGAAGGCUUGUUUUGGGCCAUUAGGGGUGGUGGUGGAGGUAGCUUUGGAAUUGUCCUUUCUUGGAAGAUCAGAUUAGUAUCGGUUCCACCUACUGUAACUGUCUUUAGAGUGGACAAAACCUUAGCAGAAGGUGCAUUGUCUCUUGUUCAUAAGUGGCAGGAUAUUGCACACAGACUUCCGAAAGAACUUCUCAUAUUUCUCUCAUUACGUGUAAUGAAUGCAACUACGAAAGGUGAAAAAACAAUCAGAGCAUCAUUCAGGUCCCUGUUUCUUGGAGAUGCUAAGAAGCUUAAAAUUGUAAUGAAAGCGACAUUUCCUGAGUUGAGUGACAGUAACGCUUUUAUUGAAAUGAGUUGGAUUCAAUCUGUACUCUUCUUAGAAGGACUUCCUUAUAACAGUUCAAUUGAUAUUUUGGGGAAGUUGCCACAAACGAAGUUAAACUUUAAGGGAAAAUUAGAUUACGUGAGACAACCUAUUUCCCAAACUGGUCUUAAAUUGAUAUCCAAAAGAUUGCUUAAUGAUGAGCAAAAUGUUUUGGUUCUUAUGCCUUAUGGUGGAAGAAUGAAUGAGAUUUCUGAAUCUGAAACUCCCUUCCCACAUAGAAACGGAACCUUAUUUCAUAUCUUUUACAUGGCGUCUCCCAACGAAAAACAGGUUCCUACAUCUGAAGAAUAUAUUGAUCAACUAAGAAGAAUGUAUAAAUUCAUGACACCUUAUGUUUCCAAGUCUCCAAGAGGAGCAUAUGUCAAUUAUAGAGAUCUUGAUUUGGGAAAAAUAAGUAGAAAUGGCACAGCUAGUUAUUCACAAGCUAAGGUUUGGGGCACCAAGUACUUCAAGGGUAACUUUGAUAGAUUGGUAAAAGUGAAGACCAAGGUUGAUCCAGACAAUUUCUUCAGAACAGAACAAAGUAUCCCAAGUACUGCGUUUUAACUAUGUAAUUCGUAAGAGGGUGUUUGGAUUACAUAUUUGUAUUUGUGCGUGCUAAUAAUAAUUAUCUCAGUCAUUUAUCUUUGAAUAUUUGAGAAACACUUAAUUAACGUUCAUUAUCUGAAA
Papaver somniferum (opium poppy) is the source of this 1830-nucleotide messenger RNA. Its product is annotated as berberine bridge enzyme-like 8. The record is from RefSeq and is a predicted model, not a curated record. Lineage: Eukaryota; Viridiplantae; Streptophyta; Magnoliopsida; Ranunculales; Papaveraceae. Gene Ontology annotation, molecular function: FAD binding; oxidoreductase activity. Bases 124 to 1707 code for a protein of 527 amino acids. The transcript has a single exon.